Messenger RNA from Lepus europaeus (European hare), 1218 nucleotides. RefSeq names its product serpin family E member 3 (gene SERPINE3). The record is from RefSeq and is a predicted model, not a curated record. Lineage: Eukaryota; Metazoa; Chordata; Mammalia; Lagomorpha; Leporidae. Gene Ontology annotation, molecular function: serine-type endopeptidase inhibitor activity. The transcript has 8 exons. Gene Ontology annotation, biological process: negative regulation of endopeptidase activity. Bases 1 to 1218 code for a protein of 405 amino acids.
AUGCCGCCUCUCCUGGUCACCCUCUUCCUCCUCUGCUCCUGUUUCCCCAAAGCAAAUGGCCACCUCCGUGAAGCCCUCACGGUGCUCAAGGUUGAGUUUGCACUUCACCUCUACAGGAACGUGGCAGCAGGUAGAAAUGGGACGAACUUCGUCAUCUCGCCCGCGGGCGUGGCCUUGCCCCUGGAGGUCCUGCAGUUUGGAGCCCAAGGGAACACGGCCCAGCAGCUGGCAGAGGCACUGGGGUACACCAUCCACGACCCAAGGGUGAGAGAUUUACUGCACGCCAUUUAUGCCACGCUGUCCAACUCCGGCCAAGGCACCGAGAUGGAACUGGCCUGCACCCUUUUUGUGCAAGCAGGAACGCCAUUGUCCCCCUGCUUUGUGGAGCAGGUUUCCUGGUGGGCCAACAGCAGCCUGGAGCCAGGUGAUCUCAGAGAGCCCAAUGGCGCCACCAUUCAAGUCGACGACGCAGCCUCCAAGCAGACCUCAGGUAAAAGAACACCAAGUGAGGGCCCAGGCGGCUCUCCAUGGGGGCCCGUUGGCGCCACGUCUGCUCAGCUUGCCAUUGUGAGCAUCAUGUCGUUCCAAAGCACCUGGCGGAAGGCAUUCUCCUCCAGGGACUCGCAGCUCCUGCCUUUCACCUGCGCCCCCGGCCUCGUCCUCCAGGUCCCCAUGAUGCACCAAAUGGCUGAAGUCAACUACGGCCAGUUCCAGGACGCAGCCGGCCAUCAGGUGGGAGUGCUGGAGCUGCCUUACCUGGGAAGUGCGGCCAGCCUGUUCCUCGUGCUGCCCCGUAACAAGGACACCCCCCUGCGUCACAUUGAACCUCAGCUCACAGCCAGCGUCAUCCACCUCUGGACCAGCAGGCUGAGGAGAGCCAGAAUGGACGUGUUCCUCCCCAGAUUUAGGAUUCAAAAUCAAUUCGACUUGAAAGGCAUUUUAAAUUCUUGGGGAGUCACUGAUGUUUUUGAUCCACUCAAAGCUAACUUGAAAGGAAUUUCAGGCCAAGAUGGCUUUUAUGUUUCUGAAGUGAUCCACAAGGCCAAGAUUGAGGUUUUAGAGGAAGGUACCAAGGCAUCUGCAGCCACAGCUCUGCUGUUACUGAAAAGGUCUCGGAUUCCUAUUUUUAAAGCAGAUCGGCCAUUCAUCUUUUUCCUGAGAGAACCCAAAACAGGGUUUAUCUUCAGUAUUGGGAGAGUCUCAAGUCCCCUUGACUGA